Cladophialophora yegresii CBS 114405 is the source of this 609-nucleotide messenger RNA. RefSeq lists its product as uncharacterized. The transcript has 4 exons. The record is from RefSeq and is a predicted model, not a curated record. Lineage: Eukaryota; Fungi; Ascomycota; Eurotiomycetes; Chaetothyriales; Herpotrichiellaceae. Bases 1 to 609 code for a protein of 202 amino acids.
AUGGCAAUCUCGUCCAUCUUUUCCGGCUUUCGCAAAUCCAGCUGGCUUCACCUCUUCCUGCGCAGCUUCCAAUUGAUCGACGCUCUCGUCGUCAUAGGAAUGUACGGCGUCGACCUGAAUGCGGCGAUGAAAGCGUCAAAAUACGCCGACGGCAAAUGGGUCUUCGCUGUCACAACGGGCAGUCUCGCCGCAGUCACCGCCCUGAUCUUCAGUCUCGCGUCCAUCCUCAUCCAAUACCGGACCGUGGCAUUGCUGUUCGCGUGGGAUUGGACCCUCACCAUCCUCUUCGCCGUGCUUUCUGGCAUCUUCGGCUCCAUGUAUUUGCAUGAAAACAUCGAGAUGGAAUCCGGCAUCCACCGCAUGAAGACCGCCGUGGGCUUCGACCUGGCCGGCCUCGUUCUAUGGUUCAUCACAGCCAGCUUUGGGACAUGGUGGUUCUUCAGCGAGAGACGUAAGUCUUCAGAUCCCCGUCGCGAGAUUGCGCCCAGUCAAUGGGAAGGCAAUGCUGGUCUGCCCAAGCUGUCCAAGACACUUCGUGACGGGUCAAUGACCGGUCGUUCCUUCCGUAUGGGUUCAGAGGAGGACAAGUCACGCGCAGUAGAAGUGUAA